Molecule: messenger RNA, 447 nt
Organism: Penaeus monodon (black tiger shrimp)
Lineage: Eukaryota; Metazoa; Arthropoda; Malacostraca; Decapoda; Penaeidae
Product: spindle assembly checkpoint component MAD1-like
Exons: 4
Coding region: 1-438 (145 amino acids)
Source: RefSeq, a predicted model, not a curated record
AUGCACACACAAUUAGAUCUUGUUACUCCGGAACAGGACCAGCUGGCGCAGGAAAAGCACAAGGCGCAGCAGCAGAAAGCGAUGGAAAUGGCAAUGGAAACCGAGAGGGAGAAAUUCGAAAUGGACAUCAGAUUUUUACGUGACGAGCUGAAAAUUUUAAAGGAUAAAUGCAAGAAGGAAAAACAGGACGAGGACAAGAACUAUGGCUCAGAUGAGUCGGAUACACAACGGCUGGCGAAGGAAAACCGAGAUCUGAAGGAGAAUAUUAGCUCGCUACAGGAACAACACAAAGCGGACUUAAAAGCCUUGAAGAAAGCCGAGGCUGAGAAGAUGAAGGAUGCUAUUGCUAGUUUACAGGCUAAAUACGAGGAGAUGAGUGGGAUAUUUAACGCGAGGGAGGCUGAGAUUCAGAAGUUGCAGAUGGAAAAUAGCCUUUGAAGGAACAGG